AUGGGCCGGCCUUUCCGCGCCGUCCUCCUCAACGACGUGCUCUUGGAUGCGAUCGUGUCGUACCAAGACGGGUACUUUGGCGAUCUUCGCCCGCGCGUGCAGCAGUGGAAGGCCCUGAAGCGCGAUCAUGGCGACUAUCUCUUGCCCGACGGCGACCGCGUCUCGGGCGGCCUCGACCUCAUGCUCAACUGGCUCGGCGCCGACAAGCGCUUCCUGCUGCACAUUGCCAUCUACGAAGACAAUCUGGAUCUUGUGCAGCGCUGGCUCGCGUGCUGCGGCCGGUCGUACGUCUCGGCCCAGACGCUCGACUGCGCAGCGCGGUUCGGCCGCCUCCGCCUCGUGCGCUUCUUCCACGAGCUCGGGUGUCCGGCGACGGUCCAGGCCAUGAACUCGGCGGCGUGCUACGGCCACCUGGACGUGCUGCGGUUCCUGCACGAGCACCGAACCGACGGCUGCACGAGCAAUGGCAUGGACUACGCGGCCGAGAACGGUCAUUUGGACGUGGUGCGCUUUCUGCAUGCGCACCGGUCGGAAGGCUGCUCGAUGGCCGCGCUCAACUUUGCAGCGCGCAACGGCCACCUCGACGUGGUCCGCUUCCUGCAUACGCAACGCGACGACGGCGCGACGGUCGAUGCGAUGGACUUUGCGGCGUGCAACGGCCAUCUGAACGUCGUCUCGUAUCUGCAUUCACAGCGCACGGAAGGCUGCACGCGCUUUGCGAUGGACUACGCAGCCAUCGGCGGCCACUUGGACGUGGUCACCUUCUUGCACGAGUCGCGUUCGGAAGGCUGCUCGACGCUCGCGAUGGACGGGGCGGCCGAAGGUGGGCACCUCGACGUCGUGGCCUUUCUGCACCACCACCGCCACGAAGGCUGCACGGACAAGGCUCUCGAAGGCGCGACGUACCGCGGCCGCGAAGACGUUGUCCGGUUUCUCUUGGCGCACCGAAGCGAAGGCGACCUCGAGCACUGCAUUGACGUGGCCGAAAAGAGAUAUUACAUGCGGAUCCGUGAUCUGCUCUGGGCAGAGUACGCCAAGCGCAUACCGCAUCCUGCACAAUAG
Saprolegnia parasitica CBS 223.65 is the source of this 1062-nucleotide messenger RNA. RefSeq lists its product as hypothetical. Lineage: Eukaryota; Oomycota; Saprolegniomycetes; Saprolegniales; Saprolegniaceae. The record is from RefSeq and is a predicted model, not a curated record. The transcript has a single exon. The coding region runs from base 1 to 1062 and encodes 353 amino acids. Gene Ontology annotation, molecular function: protein binding.